AUCACACUGCAGACGCGACGCACAGUGACCUCGAAUUGAACUUUGCUAGCUCUAUCUUUUUGGCCUUUGACCUCAGACUCUGACAUCCCUUUACCAACUGCAGGUCCUCCACAAUGGCUCAAAACAUAGAGUCACAACCCCCCGGCGCCUACACCUACAACGAGAUCGUCACGACCGUGGAGGAACACUUCCCUGACGUCUACAACGCGCUCUUCGACGUCGACAACGUGCUCUGGGAGCGGCCUGAGAACGACAGAGUCGGCUUCUCCUCACAGUCCCUCUUCCUGGGCCACGUUGUCCUCGACAACAUCACGUACAGAGCCUCGGCAUAUAUGACAAGCCAAGGAGAUAUCCAGUUUCUCCGCCGCAACAUUAGCCUUUCGCGACGCGAUGAUGAACGCCUUUCCCUUGCCAGUCUUUGGGCAUUUCUGGACGAAAAUUGCGAGCGCCCAAGCAUGGAUAACCUGGGGGCAUUGUGCGGGUUGUACUUCUUUGCCGUCGGAUACGCCGAGGUGGUGAAUGCGAAGAAGGGUUGGUUCCGGGACUUGAAGAUGGCUUGUACGAAAGUCAGUCUCGGCCUUGGAGCAUUGGUUGAUGAUGCUGCGGUUUCUGGACUGGAUGGGGAAGUGGAGAGAAAUACUGGGAGGGCCUUGAGCUCGCACAAUGGCGACGUCGAGGACAACGGGGAUUCUGGAGACGAGACGGACGUUACGACGGGGGCGGAGAUGAGGGGCUUGGCCGAACUACAAGAAGUACUGGAGAUGGGAACAAAGUCGGGCUGAGAUUUGUGAAAUAAGAAUAUCGCUAAA
Alternaria rosae is the source of this 809-nucleotide messenger RNA. RefSeq lists its product as uncharacterized. The record is from RefSeq and is a predicted model, not a curated record. Lineage: Eukaryota; Fungi; Ascomycota; Dothideomycetes; Pleosporales; Pleosporaceae. Bases 114 to 782 code for a protein of 222 amino acids. The transcript has a single exon.